AUGCUAAGAUCCACUUCACAAAUUCCCAUUAUUUGGCUUCUGCUACUAUUGCUGCUAUCUACAAUAAUAUUUGAAAGGUGCAAUAGUAUGCAGUUUGCUAAAUGUAAUGAAAAGGAUCGUUCUGCACUGCUCAACUUCAAACUUGGCGUGGACAGUCCUUCCUCCAACAGGCUUUCCUCUUGGUCUAUCAAUGAAAAAGAUUGCUGUUCAUGGAAAGGAGUUCAAUGUGACAACACCACUGGAAGAGUUACAGCACUUGAUCUUCACCAACAAUACUUGGAAGGUGAAAUCAACUUGUACUCUUUGUUUCAAAUUCAAUCUUUGACCUACUUGGACUUGAGCUUGAAUGGCUUUACAACUCUAAGUAGUUUCGAUGAAUCACAUGAUUAUAAUCACAACUUGUCUAAUAUUCAGUACCUAGACUUGUCCUUCAAUGAUGAUCUUCACUUAGAUAACCUUAACUGGCUUUCCAAAUUCUCUUCAUUGAAAUCUCUCAACCUUAGUCAAAUUAACCUUCAAAAUCAAUCAAACUGGUUUCACAUCAUGGAUAUGCUGCAUGCAUCACUGUUAGAGCUGAGAUUGUCAAGUUGCCAUUUGACCAAUAUCUUUCCAUCCACUAAGCAUGUGAGUUUUACUAAAUCCCUUGUGACCCUUGAUCUCUCUGCAAACAAUUUUGAUUCUGAAUUACCUGCUUGGCUGUUUGAUCUCGGCAGCAAUACAAAUAUCUCCCAUAUUGACCUUAGCUUCAAUGUUUUACAAGGCCAAAUACCCAAGAGCUUGUUAAACCUUACAAAACUUGAAUUUUUAAGGCUGAGUAACAAUGAACUAAAUGGAUCUAUUCCGGAUUGGUUAGGACAACAUCAAAAUUUAAAAUAUCUUAAUCUAGCCGAGAAUUUGUUUCACGGUUCUAUCCCUUCAUCUCUUGGAAAUCUAUCUUCCCUAGUUGAUUUAAGUAUCGGCUCCGAUUUUCUGACGGGUGUUCUAUCUGAAGAGCAUUUCUUCAAUCUCUCUAACUUAGAAACACUUGUCUUGAGUGCACCUAUUUCAUAUGAUAUGGAUUCUAAAUGGAUUCCUCCAUUUCAAUUGCAAGGGAUAAGUUUAAGCAAUACAAAUCUAGGUCCUAAGUUUCCAGCAUGGAUAUAUACACAAAAGUCACUAGAUUAUCUUGAGGUUCCUAAUUCUAAUGUAUCAUUCAUUGAUGGAGAUACAUUUUGGAAAUUUGUAGCUAAUAUUACACAGCUUAACCUGUCUAACAACAACAUCAGUGCAGAUUUAUCAAAUGUCAUACUAAACUCAGAACUUAUAUUUAUGGACCACAAUAAUUUCAGAGGAGGGCUCCCACAUAUAUCAGCAAAUGUCAUCUAUUUGGAUUUGUCACACAAUUCUUUCUUUGGAACCAUUUCUCCUCUGUUUUGCCACAAAAUAGGUAAGGAAAACAGUUUGGAUUAUUUGGACAUUUCAUCCAAUCUUUUAACUGGAAAAAUUCCUGAUUGUUGGGAGUACUGGAAGGGCUUAUCUUUCCUUUUCAUGGAGAGUAAUAUGCUGACUGGUGAACUUCCACCAUCCAUGGACUCGUUUAUCGAUCUCAUAAUGUUGGAUUUGCAUAACAACAGCUUGUCUGGUAAUUUUUCAUUGGACCUGUCAAACUUAAAAAAUUUGGAAUUCAUUCAUAUUGGAGAAAACAAAUUUUCUGGCACUGUACCAGUGCAGAUGCCACAUGGUAUGGAAGUGAUGAUAUUAAGAUCCAACAAGUUUGAAGGGAACAUUCCACCACAACUGUGCAAUAUCUCUUCACUCAUACAAUUGGAUCUUUCACACAAUAAACUUUCAGGGCCUAUUCCCAAAUGCAUAAACAAAAUCACUGGCAUGGGCGGAGAAAAGAAAACAAGCCAUUUUCCAUUUGAGUUCAAUUUGUAUGCAAAAGGGCAAGAGUUACAGUAUUUAGACUACGGAUUGUUGAGAACUCUCGACCUUUCAGAUAACAACUUAUCAGGUGAAAUCCCCCCACAAGUUUUCAGUCUAGUUCAACUCCAGACAUUGAACUUGUCUCGAAAUCAUUUCACAGGAAAUAUAGCAAAAGAGAUUGGAAACAUGAAAAACUUGGAAUCUCUUGAUCUAUCCAACAAUAAACUUAUUGGAGAAAUCCCUGAUACCAUUUCUACAUUGUCUUUCUUAAGCUUCUUGAAUGUGUCAAACAAUAACCUUGUUGGACAAAUCCCAGUCGGCACUCAGCUUCAGAGUUUUGAUAUUUCUUGCUAUUUUGGGAAUCCUGGACUGUGUGGAGCUCCUCUAGCAUGGGUUUCUGGAGUAUUUGUGGUCCUGUAUUCUUCAACAGGACUUGGAGGCACACUUAUUUCCGACUCCUUAAUCAUGUCGUGGGAUCUUCCAACUGAGGCCGGAAUCGGAGACAGAGUACAUCGAUAA
This is a messenger RNA of Vicia faba (fava bean), 2424 nucleotides long. NCBI's taxonomy places the organism in Eukaryota, Viridiplantae, Streptophyta, Magnoliopsida, Fabales, Fabaceae. The record is from the annotation of a GenBank genome assembly.